Hibiscus syriacus is the source of this 883-nucleotide messenger RNA. Its product is annotated as multiple organellar RNA editing factor 3, mitochondrial-like. The record is from RefSeq and is a predicted model, not a curated record. The transcript is spliced from 4 exons. Bases 37 to 678 code for a protein of 213 amino acids. Gene Ontology annotation, cellular component: mitochondrion. NCBI's taxonomy places the organism in Eukaryota, Viridiplantae, Streptophyta, Magnoliopsida, Malvales, Malvaceae. Gene Ontology annotation, biological process: cytidine to uridine editing; mitochondrial mRNA modification.
GAAACAAAGCAUAUCGGAGAAUCAUCGUCGUCAACAAUGGCUUCCUUCAAUGCCCGACGAUCUCUAUCAACUCUAUUAACCCGCGCCCUCUCUUCUUCUUCUUGGCCUCUUCGUUCUUCGUCUAUCUCUUCACGUUCUCGUCUCGCCUUUUCUCUCAUCAGAAACUCCCCAGUUUCUGCCCCCGAAUCAGUCAAAAUCCUGACCCGGUCCAGGACAUCCGGAUCCGGGUACUCGCCAUUGAACGACCCAUCCCCGAACUGGAGCAACCGGCCGCCGAAGGAAACGAUCCUUCUCGACGGCUGUGAUUAUGAGCAUUGGCUUAUUGUUUUGGAAUUCACGGAAGACCCAAAGCCUUCUGAAGAAGAAAUGAUCGAUGCCUAUGUCAAAACCCUUGCUUCUGUCGUCGGCAGUGAAGAGGAAGCGAAGAAGAGGAUAUACUCUGUUUGUACGACGAGGUAUACUGGGUUUGGUGCUUUGAUAUCUGAGGAGUUGUCUUAUAAAGUUAAAGGAUUACCUCGUGUGCUCUGGGUCUUACCGGAUUCAUAUCUCGAUGUUCCGAACAAAGAUUAUGGAGGGGAUUUGCUUGUUGAUGGUAAAGUCGUCCAUAGGCCGCAAUAUACAGGUCCGGUUCAGCCAUCUAACACCCGAGUUCGAGGACACAGGCCUAUUAGAAGAUAACAUUCUCUUGCGAAUACAGCGAGGAGCAACCGAUCACCACGGCCACCACCACCACCAUCUUCAUAGGUUCUCGGUAUCGUUCGAUGGUGAUGAAUCCGUGUUUGCUCUAUUUCGGAACAUACAUAUUUAUCUAACAUCUUUAUGAAAGUUGGGAAAUUUGAAUGUUUUGCAGUUGCAUCAUGCAUAGUUGGUCAGUUCCUAGUUU